CGCUUCCGCUUUUUCCCUUUCAUUCAACAUGGCGGGUGAUGAGUCUGGAACGACGCUCGGUCAGCCUCAUCUGGCCAAACAGGACCUCUCUUCUCUGGAUGUGGCGACGCUGACGCCGCUAUCCCCGGAGAUCAUCAGCAGACAGGCCACCAUCAAUAUCGGGACUAUCGGUCAUGUGGCACAUGGAAAGUCCACAGUGGUGAAGGCCAUUUCUGGUGUCCACACCGUUAGGUUCAAGAAUGAGCUGGAGAGGAACAUUACCAUCAAGCUAGGCUAUGCUAAUGCUAAGAUCUAUAAACUGGACGACCCCAGCUGUCCCAGACCCGAGUGCUACAGGUCGUGUGGCAGCAGCACGCCUGAUGAGUUUCCCACAGACCUCCCCGGAACCAAAGGCAACUUCGCGCUGGUCAGACACGUGUCUUUUGUUGACUGUCCCGGUCACGACAUUUUGAUGGCGACCAUGUUGAAUGGUGCCGCUGUCAUGGACGCAGCCCUCCUGCUGAUCGCUGGGAACGAGUCAUGUCCUCAGCCACAGACGUCGGAGCAUCUGGCCGCCAUUGAGAUCAUGAAGCUGAAACACAUCCUGAUUUUGCAAAACAAGAUCGACCUGGUGAAGGAGAGCCAGGCCAAGGAGCAGUAUGAGCAGAUCCUUGCCUUCGUUCAGGGCACUGUGGCAGAGGGUGCACCCAUCAUCCCGAUCUCUGCCCAGCUGAAGUACAACAUCGAGGUGGUGUGUGAGUACAUCGUCAACAAGAUCCCAGUGCCGUUGAGAGACUUCACAUCCGAGCCCAGACUCAUCGUCAUCAGAUCAUUUGACGUGAACAAACCCGGCUGUGAGGUGGACGACCUGAAAGGGGGCGUGGCCGGAGGAAGCAUCCUAAAGGGGGUGCUCAAGGUGGGUCAGGAGCUGGAGGUGCGGCCUGGAAUCGUGUCCAAAGACCAAGAAGGAAAGCUCAUGUGCAAACCCAUCUUCUCCAAGAUCGUGUCUCUGUUCGCUGAGCACAACGACCUGCAGUACGCUGCCCCCGGAGGCCUCAUUGGUGUUGGUACUAAGAUCGACCCGACACUGUGCCGGGCGGAUCGGAUGGUUGGUCAGGUUCUCGGAGCCGUCGGAGCGCUGCCAGAGAUCUUCACUGAGCUGGAAAUCUCCUAUUUCCUGCUGCGGAGGCUGCUGGGAGUCCGCACAGAGGGAGACAAGAAGGCUGCCAAGGUCCAGAAGCUGUCCAAGAAUGAAGUGUUGAUGGUGAACAUCGGCUCGCUGUCGACGGGCGGCCGCGUCAGCGCCGUCAAAGCUGAUCUGGCUAAGAUCGUCCUCACCAACCCUGUGUGCACAGAAGUCGGUGAGAAGAUCGCUCUGAGUCGCCGUGUAGAGAAACACUGGCGUUUGAUUGGCUGGGGUCAGAUCAGGAGGGGCGUGACCAUCACACCCACUGUCGAUGAUGACUGAGACCAACAAAGCAG
Messenger RNA from Thalassophryne amazonica, 1461 nucleotides. RefSeq names its product eukaryotic translation initiation factor 2, subunit 3 gamma (gene eif2s3). The record is from RefSeq and is a predicted model, not a curated record. The transcript has 12 exons. NCBI's taxonomy places the organism in Eukaryota, Metazoa, Chordata, Actinopteri, Batrachoidiformes, Batrachoididae. Gene Ontology annotation, cellular component: cytosol; eukaryotic translation initiation factor 2 complex. Gene Ontology annotation, biological process: positive regulation of translational fidelity; formation of translation preinitiation complex. Gene Ontology annotation, molecular function: translation initiation factor activity; GTPase activity; tRNA binding. The coding region runs from base 29 to 1447 and encodes 472 amino acids.